CAGGCAGCAGGCCGGUCAGACGUGCAGUCAGCCAGCCCCGCAGUCAGCGCUCUGCCGGCAUGUUGCCACGAGCGAGUUGGUGUUUGGACGCCGUGCGAGUAAUCGAAGCGUCCUGAGCAGCCCUGCCCAGAGCAGCCCGAGCCCGGAGCAAAGCCGCGGACCGGAAGGGAAGGACGACGACAAGCACAGCGCAGCUCCGCGGCCGACACAGCGCGAGGCGAGCCACAAGAUGACGGCCCUGGUGCCCGUCGCGUUCUCAGGGCUGGUGGUGGCGCUGCUGACGCUGCUGGCGGCCUGCGGGGCGCAGGGCCAGGCGGCCCAGCCGUACCCGACCUACGCCCAGAUCGCGUCGGGGGCGGCCAAGGCGCCCAAGCCCGGCGCGCGCCCCGUGCAGCCGUACUACGGGGGCGCGAGCUACUACGAGCCCAGCCCGAGCAAUGCACCGGCCCCGCUCGCAAGUCCGGCGCAGGUCGCACAGGCCGCCACGCGGUUCUCCCUGGACGUCGCCAAGGGUGUGCUGCGGAGCUCUGAAGGCAACGCCGUCGUCUCGCCGCUCGGUGUCGCCCACAUGCUGUCGCUGCUGCAGCAGGCCGCCGACCCUCUCGGCCCCGCGGCCGCACAGCUCGAAGCUGGCCUCCAUCUCGACAAGGAGUCCUCGCGACGUGGGGUGCCCAGCCUGCUGCAGAACGCCAUCACGAAAAGCAAAGCCAAGUCCGUCCUGGAGAACGGCAACAACAUGUUCCUCAGCACAGAGUGGAAGCUCAAGGACGGCUUCCAGAGGACGGCGCAGGCCGACUACCACAUGAACGUCACGUCCGUGGACUUCAAGCAGCCGGACGCGGCCGUGGCCGCCAUCAACAGCUGGGCCUCGGACGCGACUCACGGCCGCAUCCCCGCCCUCGUCAACAAAAGGUCGCUGUCGCCAAGGACGAGCCUGGUGCUCGCCUCCGCCAUGUACUUCCGCGGCGUGUGGCUGCGCAAGUUCGACGUCGGCAAGUCCAAGCAGGACGUGUUCUCGGUCAACGCGAGCCGCAACGUGACCACCUUCUUGAUGCAGCAGGUGGCCGACUUCCGCCUGGGCGAGCUGUCCGACCUGAAGGCGCAGUGGCUGGAGCUUCCCUUCGACGGUGAUCACUUUUCCAUGCUGCUGGUGUUGCCCUAUGAGCGCAACGGCCUGAACGCCGUCCUCCAGGGACUGGACUCCCGCCACAUCCUCGACAUGUUGGCCGACACCCCGGCCCGGAGGGCCAUUGUCUCCAUCCCCCGCUUCCACAUCGGCACCAACGCCGACCUCACCCCCGUCCUCAAGCACUUGGGAAUGUCAGCCCUGUUCGGCCGCGACGCGAAGCUGAGAGGCGCCUCAGACAACCCCCUGUCCGUGUCCGACGUGCUGCACAAAGCCGAGAUGAAGGUGGAUGAGGAGGGCGCCACAGCGUCCGCGGCUUCAGCCGUGCUGGUCAACACCCUCAGCCUCUUGCCGUUCUCGGAUGACAUGAAGUUCAAGGCGGACCACCCGUUCCUCGCCAUCAUCGUGGACCGCACCAGCAAGGUGCCCCUGUUCGUGGGACGCGUCACUGAGCCUAUCACAGACUUUUAAACAGACCGAGCCGGAUUAGUUUUAGGUAUUAAUUUAAUUAAAAUAAUGAUCCGUACUUUAGAAAGACAGCCAUUUGGUGAACUCUGUGAUGUGUGACCCGCGCCACCGACGCGCGAGUGUCACUCCCUUAGUGGACGUUUAGGGUAAGUUUGGAAUGCCCGUCUUCCACUACAUGACGGCUUUAUUUUUACAUUACAUGCGUGUGGCGAUAAAGCGAACCUACAAAUUGUGAUACGAUUCUAUGAAAUAAAUUAAGAGAUGUAUGAAGAACAAGGCGAAA
This is a messenger RNA of Frankliniella occidentalis (western flower thrips), 1877 nucleotides long. Its product is annotated as leukocyte elastase inhibitor. The record is from RefSeq and is a predicted model, not a curated record. The transcript has 8 exons. Lineage: Eukaryota; Metazoa; Arthropoda; Insecta; Thysanoptera; Thripidae. Bases 230 to 1597 code for a protein of 455 amino acids. Gene Ontology annotation, molecular function: serine-type endopeptidase inhibitor activity.